Helianthus annuus (common sunflower) is the source of this 750-nucleotide messenger RNA. RefSeq lists its product as uncharacterized. The transcript has a single exon. Gene Ontology annotation, molecular function: protein dimerization activity. The record is from RefSeq and is a predicted model, not a curated record. Bases 1 to 750 code for a protein of 249 amino acids. Lineage: Eukaryota; Viridiplantae; Streptophyta; Magnoliopsida; Asterales; Asteraceae.
AUGAAUGCGGUUAAAUUGGUUUCUUCCACCAAAAAACAACUUGAAAAGUUUAGGUUGGAAGGUUUUAAUGAGUUCUUGGAGAAGGUUAACUCCUUUUGUGAUAUGUAUGAACUUGAGGUGAAAAAAUUGGAUGAUGAAUACGUUAACCCAAGGUGGCUAAGAAGAAAGACGGACAUCACAAAUCGACAUUAUUACGAGUGUGAUUGCUUCAAUGCGGUUCUAGAUUUGCAAAUUCAAGAAUUUGGGAACCGUUUUAACGAGGUAACAUCGGAACUACUUGUUUGUAUGAGUUGUUUGAGCCCGUAUGAUAAUUUUAGUGCAUUUGACAUUCAAAAUAUACUAAAGCUAGCCGAGAAGUAUCCAUAUGAUUUCAAUGAAGACGAAAAACGUAGGCUUCUGGUUCAACUCGGAAACUACAUUGAUUUUGUGAAAAAAGAUAAACAAUUCCCCAACUUGGAUGGUUUAUCAAGUCUUGUAAGGUUAAUGGUUUCAACAAAUAUUCACGUAACUUUUACAUUGGUAUAUCGGUUAUUGAAGCUUGUUCUCGUAUUACCUGUCACAACCGUAACCGUCGAAAGAUGUUUUUCGGCAAUGAAGAAUGUGAAGACCGACUUGCGUAAUUGGAUUGGCGAUGAGAAUUUAAGUUAUAGUUGUAUAUGUUAUAUAGAGAAAGACUUGCUUAAGAAAGUAGUUUUAGACGAUGUUUUGGAUAGAUUUCAAAAAAUGAAAACCCGUAGGGCGACAUUUUAA